Molecule: messenger RNA, 3134 nt
Organism: Micropterus salmoides (largemouth bass)
Lineage: Eukaryota; Metazoa; Chordata; Actinopteri; Centrarchiformes; Centrarchidae
Gene: dnajc10
Product: DnaJ (Hsp40) homolog, subfamily C, member 10
Exons: 25
Coding region: 350-2731 (793 amino acids)
Source: RefSeq, a predicted model, not a curated record
GAUCCCGGUCUGAGCCGGAUCCUGAUGCGGAUCUUCUAGAAGUUUAGACGUGUCUUUAAGAUAACGGAGCGUUAGUUUAAGAUCAGAUAGAAACCUUUGGUUAGAUUAAAGCCCGCAACACACCGAAGUUUGCGUGAUGUCGCGGGGAAGCUAAUUAGCUGGCUUAGUUGUAACAGCUGCUGCUGCUUGUGGACACAGCUAGCUAACUUAGCUUAGCACAGUUUAGCUCAUUUGCUCUACUGGUCAACAAAAACAGAAAGUCUGGACAGUGUAAAUAACCAGCUGUGAACAUUUUGACUUUUGUCUGCUCCACUUCCUGGUCAUCGUGGUUGUAGUGGGAGAACUGGUGAUGGGGCCCAAGGCUGACCUCCGGGUUUCCCGUCCAGUCCAGCUCAUGCGGCCGCUGCUGCUCCUGGUUGUCCUGCUGGCAGCGGUCUGGGCGGAGAGCCAAGACUACUACAAACUGCUGGGAGUGAACAGGGAGGCCACGACAAGAGAGAUACGACAGGCCUUCAAGAAGCUGGCGCUCACCAUGCACCCCGACAAAAACCCUGGCGACGCCUCAGCCCACGAUAAGUUCCUACAGGUGAAUCGCGCCUACGAGGUUCUGAAGGACGAAGACCUCAGGAAGAAAUACGAUAAAUAUGGAGAAAAGGGAUUGGACGAGCAGCAGCAGGGAGGACGCUACGAGAGCUGGAACUACUACCGAUAUGACUUUGGUAUCUACGAUGAUGACUUGGAGAUCAUCACGUUGGACAGUGGAGACUUUGACUCAGCCGUAAACUCUGGAGAAAUCUGGUUUAUCAACUUUUAUUUCCCACGAUGCUCACACUGUCAUCAGCUCGCUCCAACGUGGAGGGAGUUUGCCAAGGAGAUGGAUGGAGUCAUCAGGAUUGGAGCCGUAAACUGUGGAGACAACAACCACCUCUGCAGGAGUAAAGGCAUCAACAGCUACCCCAGUCUGUUUGUCUACAGAGCAGGACAGAAACCAGAGAAGUUCAAUGGGGACCGUUCGAAGGACAACCUGGUGCACUUCUCCAUGAAGUUCAUCACAACAACUGUCAGUCAGCUCUGGCAAGGUAAUGUGUUCAGCGAGAUAGAGAGUGCGUACUCGUCAGGCCUCAGCUGGCUGAUCACCUUCUGCGCUGACACUGGAGAUUGUCUGGAGCCAAGAACGAGACAGAAGGUGGCUGGGAUGUUGGAUGGUCUAGUUAAGGUGGGAUGGAUAGACUGCACCUCACAGGAACAGCUUUGUGAAAGUUUCCAGGUGACCAGUGGAGUGACUGGCUUGUUCCCACCUGGAAGUUCUCUGGAUCAACAAGGCAGCAUACUGUGGCUGAAUACUUUGGACAGUAGAGAGAUUUAUAAUCAGGUCAUCAACCAUCUGCCUGAUCUGGAACUGCUGACCAGUGACACCUUCCAGAGGAAGCUGGCCCAUCAUCGCUGGUUGGUGAGUUUUACGUUUAGAGACAGAAGCCCCGCCUCCAACGAGUACAAAAAGCUGCAAGCUUUCCUUCGAAAUGACCACAUACAGGUCGGCAGAGUUGACUGUAUAGCAGACUCAGAGUUGUGUCAGUCUCUCUACAUCCAUAAACCCUGCGUGGUUGUCUUUAAAGGACUGGGAAUCCACGACUUCGAGAUUCACCACGGUAAAGAUGUGUUGUACAACAUUGUGAGUUUUGCAAGGGACAGCGUUCGCGCUCAUGUGACGACUCUGAGACCUGACAACUUUCCCUCAAACAGAAAGGAGCCCUGGGUGGUCGACUUCUUUGCUCCGUGGUGUCCUCCAUGUCGAGCCUUACUGCCUGAACUGAGGAAAGCUUCGAUCCAGUUGGCUGGACAGAUGAAGUUUGGUACUCUGGACUGUACCAUCCACGGCGACCUCUGCUCUAUGUAUAAUAUUCAGGCUUAUCCCACCACAGUGAUCUUUAACGGUUCCUCUGUCCAUGAAUAUGAAGGACAACAUUCAGCUGACGGCAUCCUGGAGUUCAUACAGGAUCUGGUCAAUCCAUCUGUGGUGGUCCUGGAUCCUGCCAGCUUCUCCGAGAGAGUCAAAGGUCGAGAUGAGGGGCAGAUCUGGGCGGUGGAUUUCUACGCUCCAUGGUGUGGUCCCUGUCAGGCUCUGAUGCCAGAGUGGAGACGCAUGGCCAGGCUGCUGUCAGGUCAGAUCCUUGUUGGUUCAGUUGACUGCCAGCGGUUUCAGUCGUUCUGUCAGAGUCAGCAUGUGAGGGCGUACCCUGAAAUCCGCCUAUACCUCGGGAACGCCCGGCAGCCGGAUCGCUACAUGAGUUAUAAUGGUUGGCACCGAGAUGCCCAUUCACUGAGAGCGUGGGCGCUGAGCUCUUUACCCAAAGCGUCGGUGGACCUGACUCCAGAGUCCUUCAGGUCUCUGGUUCUGUCAGGCCAGGAUCACUGGGUUCUGGAUUUUUACGCCCCUUGGUGUGGACCCUGUCAACACUUUGCCCCGGAGUUUGAGGUCAUGGCUCGGAUUCUGAAAGGGACGGUUCGAGCUGGGAAGGUGGACUGUCAGGCUCAUUAUCAGAUCUGUCAAUCAGCUGGAAUAAACGCCUACCCAACUGUCAGAUUCUACCCGUACCUGGGAACAAGAAGGCAUGAACACAGUGGAGAAUACAUCAAUAGCCGGGAUGCUAACGUGAUCGCUGACACAGUCAGACAGCGACUACAACAGCUGUCGCCACGGUUACACAACAAACAGAAGGACGAGCUCUGAGAUCUCUGGGGAGGUGCUGUGAGAAAGACCAGCAAUCUUGAUUGGUCAGGAAGGGACAGAAGUGGAUUUGAUUGGUCCAGCGCAAAGAUCAAUCGGUUAACACUCCUUGAUAAGACCACAGCUGUAACAAAGAGACAGACAGACUCUACACUGACUGUUACCUGCUGUGUUGAAUGUACUGAAGUUUCUGUUUUGUUUUUAUUGGUUUUGUUUAAAUAUUGUCUCCAUUGUUUGUAUUUACUCUAUGAAGUAAAACUGUGGGACACUGUAUUCUGGACACAUCACUGUCACACACACACACAAACAAAUACACAGCCAGAUGUUGACAUAGUGUUGUAUUUUAAUGUUAUGUUAAAACUUUUGGACCUUCAGAAUAAAACUCUGUUUUUUGACAGUCACAUGA